GUCUAGUAUAUAUAUACCUCCAUUCCAACACUCUUUUUCCCAAUCUCAAACCUUCCCUCCACACAAUAACAAUCUAUAUUGCGAGUGUGAAACUCCACUAUCAUACUAUAGAGAACAAGAAUAACAAAACUAGUGUGUGAAACCACAAAAGUGAUUGUUAUAUCCAAACAAUGGAAAUGGCAUCAGAUAAAGUUGUGGAAACAGUAAUAGUUGGAAACUAUGAAGAAAUGGAAAAUGAAGGAAAGCCACAAGACAUAAAGUCCAAGUUAUCUAACUUCUUAUGGCAUGGUGGUUCUGCUUAUGAUGCUUGGUUUAGUUGUGCUUCCAACCAGGUGGCUCAAGUUCUGCUUACGUUGCCAUACUCAUUUUCUCAACUUGGAAUGCUUUCUGGCAUACUUUUUCAACUCUUCUAUGGCUUACUUGGUAGCUGGACUGCUUACCUCAUUAGCAUUCUCUAUGUUGAAUACAGAACAAGAAAAGAAAGAGAAAAAGUUAACUUCAGAAGCCAUGUUAUUCAAUGGUUUGAAGUUCUUGAUGGACUCCUUGGGAAGCACUGGAGAAACGUGGGCUUGGCCUUUAACUGCACAUUUCUUCUGUUUGGAUCUGUUAUCCAACUUAUAGCUUGUGCAAGCAACAUAUAUUACAUAAAUGAUAAUCUGGACAAGAGGACUUGGACAUACAUAUUCGGAGCAUGUUGUGCAACCACUGUCUUUAUUCCCUCAUUUCACAACUACAGAAUCUGGUCCUUUUUGGGUCUUGUUAUGACCACUUACACUGCUUGGUAUCUAACAAUUGCUGCAAUCCUUCACGGUCAGAUGGAAGGAGUUAAACACUCAGGUCCAAACAAAAUGGUUCUAUAUUUUACUGGGGCCACAAACAUUCUCUACACAUUUGGGGGACAUGCCGUUACUGUGGAAAUAAUGCACGCUAUGUGGAAGCCACAAAAGUUCAAAGCCAUAUAUUUAAUGGCCACCCUUUAUGUUCUGACACUGACCCUUCCAUCAGCAGUAGCAGUAUAUUGGGCAUUUGGUGAUAUGCUUCUAAAUCACUCCAAUGCUUUUGCUCUUCUCCCAAAAUCACCCUUCCGUGAUAUGGCUGUCAUUUUAAUGCUCAUUCACCAAUUUAUAACAUUUGGAUUUGCAUGCACUCCAUUAUACUUUGUUUGGGAGAAAGCAAUAGGAAUGCAUGAGUGCAAAAGUUUGUGCAAACGUGCAUUGGUGAGAUUACCAGUGGUCAUUCCAAUAUGGUUCUUGGCUAUUAUUUUCCCUUUCUUUGGUCCCAUCAAUUCCACCGUUGGAUCUCUCCUUGUUAGUUUCACCGUUUACAUCAUCCCGGCCCUCGCAUACAUCUUCACCUUCAAAUCAUCCUCCGCCCGACAGAAUGCUGUGGAACAACCUCCCAAAUUUGUUGGAAGAUGGGUAGGAACAUUUGUGAUCAAUGUGUUUAUAGUGGUGUGGGUCCUAAUUGUGGGAUUUGGAUUUGGAGGGUGGGCCAGUAUGGUGAAUUUCAUACACCAGAUUGAUACAUUUGGACUCUUCACUAAGUGUUACCAAUGUCUUCCUCCACCGUCGGCUCUUCCGGCCAUGCCGCCGCCACAUCAGGUGAACGCGACCGCGCCUUCGCCUCAUCACCACCACCACUGAUGGAGAGUUGAGUUGUAAUCUUUGAUGAAUUGAAUAGUGAGUGGUGAAGUUUGAAGUGCAUGUUCUAGUUGUUGUAUGGAGAAUGAUAAAUCAGAAAGUACUUGAUCAGUCACAUCGUGCAUUUGUUAUGUAUUGGUUGUGUCAUGAGUUAGUUAUAAUCGAUGUAUUCUUGUUCAA
This is a messenger RNA of Vicia villosa (hairy vetch), 1820 nucleotides long. RefSeq names its product auxin transporter-like protein 5. The coding region runs from base 171 to 1643 and encodes 490 amino acids. The transcript has 8 exons. The record is from RefSeq and is a predicted model, not a curated record. Lineage: Eukaryota; Viridiplantae; Streptophyta; Magnoliopsida; Fabales; Fabaceae. Gene Ontology annotation, cellular component: plasma membrane.